AUGGUUAAUGCUGUUGCUGUUCUCAGAGGUGAUGCCGGUAUUUCUGGUGUCGUUCACUUCACCCAAGAAUCUGAAUCUUCCCCAACCACAAUUUCUUACAAGAUUACCGGUAACUCUCCAAACGCUAAGCGUGGUUUCCACAUCCAUCAAUUUGGUGACAACACCAACGGUUGUACCUCUGCUGGUCCCCACUUCAAUCCAUUUGGCAAGACCCAUGGUGCCCCAACCGACGAAACCAGACACGUUGGUGACUUGGGUAACGUCAGCACUGAUGCCUCUGGUGUUGCCGAAGGUUCCAUCUCUGACUCCUUGGUCAAGUUGAUUGGUCCAAACUCUAUCUUGGGUAGAACCGUUGUUAUUCACGCCGGUCAAGACGAUUUGGGUAAGGGUGGUAACCCAGACUCUUUGAAGACUGGUAACGCUGGUGGCAGACCAGCUUGUGGUGUCAUUGGUCUUUCCGACUAA
Molecule: messenger RNA, 465 nt
Organism: Saccharomycopsis crataegensis
Lineage: Eukaryota; Fungi; Ascomycota; Saccharomycetes; Ascoideales; Saccharomycopsidaceae
Gene: SOD1
Product: superoxide dismutase SOD1
Exons: 2
Coding region: 1-465 (154 amino acids)
Biological process (GO): superoxide metabolic process
Molecular function (GO): copper ion binding
Source: RefSeq, a predicted model, not a curated record